Salvia splendens (bonfire salvia) is the source of this 1056-nucleotide messenger RNA. RefSeq lists its product as uncharacterized. The transcript has 3 exons. The record is from RefSeq and is a predicted model, not a curated record. Gene Ontology annotation, cellular component: mitochondrion; MICOS complex; mitochondrial inner membrane. Lineage: Eukaryota; Viridiplantae; Streptophyta; Magnoliopsida; Lamiales; Lamiaceae. Bases 174 to 461 code for a protein of 95 amino acids.
AUAAAAUUGCACAAGCAAAUGAAAAAAGGAAAAGAGGAAAAAUUUAGAAAUCGAAGACAAAGCGUAGCCAUCGGUUGAAAUCGGAGAGAAUUUGUUUGUUGAUUGGGAGAAAGAGAGAUUCCGGAGUCAAAAGUGGAAAGGAAUUGUAGCAAUUUUGUCGAAAACAAUUCAAAAUGGUGGAAAACAAAGCUGAGAUUCCAGAGAAGUACGAUUUGAAUGCGAAAUGGGAUGCCUGUGUUGAUUUAAGCGUGCGCCGCUUCGUCUACUCCUCUUUCGCCGGCGGUUUUGCCGGACUUCUUCUCUUCCGAAGUCCUGUAACGCGCUGGGCUUCAGUAGCGUUUGGUGCCGGGCUGGGGUUCGGCUCUGCAUAUUCAGAGUGUGCUCAUAAGUUCGAUACUUCGUCACGAAAAUUGACUCCUAACGUUCCUGAGACUCCUCUGCCUGAGAGCAUAGAAGAAUAGAGCAACAACUUCAGGCCAUAUUUUCCCUAUAUUUUCAUCUUCUUGACUUAGAGGAUGCAUUUCCAAGAUUAUUGUUCUGGCCACUCAAUAACACAACAAUGUAUUGCAUUGUUUUCACGAAUGCUAUCUCUUAUCUACUGAAUCUCUGUCAGGGAGAAGCUAAACACAAGUCAAAGAGGAGAAUAACCAGUAUUGUUUUGAGGUAAUUGACAUGUUUCCUGUGUGUUAAGGAUCUUAUUUCCCUCCUGAGUGAAAAUAACUCUGCAUUUCAGACGAGUUUACGAUGUUGAAUGAACUAACAAUAUGCUCAACCCUAGUCAGAGAUUGCGAUGAUCCUUGUUUACGAAUGUUGGCUCAUAAUUUACUUUUAAUGUAAAGGGUUAUGAGAAAUCACCUAGGCUUUGAAGUAGAAAUGAAAAAGGAAAUGUGCAAUACCCGACUCAUUUAAAUAUUGGGCUAUUCGAGCUCCACUCCGCCUUAUAUCUUAUUGUUCAACAUACCUUGAGUUUGGGCGAUGUGAGCUCAACUUCGGCUUGUAUGAUACUCCAUUAGUUUAAAUUGUUUUUGAGGUUCAACUUCUCAAUUUAUUUUUAAA